This is a messenger RNA of Heteronotia binoei (common prickly gecko), 3977 nucleotides long. RefSeq names its product indoleamine 2,3-dioxygenase 2-like. Gene Ontology annotation, biological process: 'de novo' NAD+ biosynthetic process from L-tryptophan. The record is from RefSeq and is a predicted model, not a curated record. Lineage: Eukaryota; Metazoa; Chordata; Lepidosauria; Squamata; Gekkonidae. The transcript has 10 exons. The coding region runs from base 143 to 1375 and encodes 410 amino acids. Gene Ontology annotation, cellular component: cytoplasm. Gene Ontology annotation, molecular function: L-tryptophan 2,3-dioxygenase activity; indoleamine 2,3-dioxygenase activity; heme binding.
AUGAUCAGCACAUACCAGCUGUAAUUUGCAGCCGAUCCCUACAAAUGACAGACCAGCACCCACAGCAAAAGUCCGAACUUCCCCUGAUGGACUAAGCCCUGCGUUUCCAGAGCGAUCUCCCAACUCCAGCUGCAUUCAGAUAAUGAUGGAAAUGAAUAAUGAGCAUGCAAAUGAGACACUGCCUUUCAGUUUGAGAAGAUUUCAUAUUUCUGAAGAUUAUGGCUUUCUUCUUCCAAAUCCACUGAAAGAACUCCCUCCUUUCUAUAGCCCUUGGAUGGCGAUCGCCCACAACCUUCCUCAUCUGAUUGAGAAUCAUCAGCUUCGUUCAUAUGUAGAAAAGAUGCCUCUGCUAAGCACCCAGCACCUUCAAGGCCACCGAGAACUGUAUUUGGCUCAUUUGAUCCUCAGCUUUAUCACAAUGGGUUACGUCUGGCAGGAAGGUGAAAAAGGGACUGCCAAGGUCCUGCCGAGAAACCUCGCCAUUCCCUUUGGAAAGAUUUCACAGGCUCUAGGGCUACCUCCGAUCCUGGUUCAUACAGAUUUUGUUUUAGUAAACUGGAAGAAAAAGAAUCCAUAUGGGCCCUUGCAAAUUGAAAACUUGGAUCCCAUUGUUUCCUUGCCUGGAGGAGACAGCAUGAGGGGCUUCAUUCUUGUCACUUUCCUGGUUGAGAAAGCUGCCGCACCUGGGAUCAAGGCCAUGACCCAGGCUGUGAACGGCAUCCUGCAGCUGAACAACCAGGUGCUGGAAGAAGCACUGCAGAAGCUGGCAAACACUCUCAAAGCCAUGACUGGGGUUUUGAAGAAAAUGCAUGAUUAUGUGGUUCCUGCAAUAUUUUAUUGUGUGAUACGAAUAUUUCUUUCUGGAUGGAAGGACAAUCCAGCUCUGCCAAAAGGCCUGAUCUAUGAAGGUGUCUGUGAAGAGCCUGUGGCAUAUUCAGGAGGGAGUGCAGCGCAAAGUACCACAUUGCAUGCCUUUGAUGAACUCCUUGGAAUCCAGCACAGUAGAGAAACCACUGCAUUUUUGCACAGCAUGAGGGAAUAUAUGCCCCCCCACCAUCGGGCCUUCAUCAAAGAAAUCCAGUCUGCUCCUUCGCUGAGACGUCACGUGUUAACUUCAGAAAACAAGGAACUCUGUUCUGUGUACAAUGCAUGUGUGGCUGCCCUUGUGGACUUAAGAACCUACCACAUCGCCAUGGUUACCAAAUACAUCACUGUUGCAGCCACGAAUGCCAAAGCCAAACAAGGCCAAGCAACAGCUGCUCUCCCUAUGAGCCCCCCUUCAUUCCUGGAAGGGAAAGGAACAGGUGGUUCAGGGGCGUUAAGUUUCUUAAAAAGUGUUAGGGACACGACAAGGGAAGCAUUGAUCACUUUUUAAAAGCCUUCUCUGCCCCUUUUUCAGAUAGGGUGUAAGAGGGUGGGCCACAACACCAACCUUAGGAUAUUUAUAUGGUAAUGUGGGCAGGGUUGUCAGACCAAAUCCCAUCCCCAACUGGCCUGAAAGGCAACAUGAUGAUGUCACCAAGAAGUGACGUUAUCAUGUUGCUGACAUUGCACUGUGAUGCUCUAGUUUUUGGGUGAAACUCUUUGGUAAAAUUGGCUACAAACCAUAGAGUUUUGCCUAAAAAAAAGAUCCCACCAGGUAGGACCUGGCAACCCUUAAUGCAGCCCAUGUUUGCUAGCAGUAGUGAUGGUGGUGGAGAGUGGUUUAUAAAUGGCAUUAUUGCUAAGGUGGGGAGGGAGGAUAUGAUAGAUAUUUAUAACAUUAUACAUGGCCUAGAGAAAGUGGGUGGAAAGAACUCUUCCCCCCACCCCCGUCAAUAACACCAAGUCUCAGAAGCACCUGAUAAAAUUGAUGGACGCUGGAUUCACGAGAGACAAAAGGAAAUACUUUUGCAAAAAAUGUGUCGUGAAAUCCCCUGUCACAAGAUUUAGCAAUGGUCACCAGUUAUGAUAAAUUUAAAUGUCAGAUUAAUCAGAUUCAUGGAGUAUAGUUCCAUCAGUGGCUUUUAGCUAUGAGGGUGAUUAAAUGGAAUUUUUAUGUUCAGAGAAAGCAUAUUUCUGAAUACCAGUUGUCAGGGAGCUUCUCUUACUAGAAAGCAUUAAUCUGGUGUCUGGAUUGCUUGGCUGUGGCACCAACGCUCCCUCUAAAAUAGGGGUGUUAAACUCAUUUGGUAUGAGGGCCGGAUCUGACAUAAAUGAGACUUUGAGGGGCCGGGCCAUGUCGGGUUGGGCCAAGCAAUGUCAGGCCAGGCCAUGUGUGUACCUAUUUAAGACUAGGUAGCAGAGACAUAAAUUUUAUAAAGAACAUAAACACAAAUACAUAUUUUUUAAAAAUUUAAAACAUGCUUCAAACGUUAGCACUCAUUGGUCUUAAAGGUGUCUUCUUUGUAUUUCUCCCAUGGGAUCCAGGGAACUGGGCAAAGGAAGCUCUGGCUCUUUCCUUCCUUCCCCAGGAAUGGGGGGGGGAGGGGGGGAGCCUCGGUCAAGAGAAGGAAGAGAGGUUUGGCUUAGUAGCUCUGCUAUGUGAUUGAGAGAGCCUGGCAAAGCAUGCUAUUCCUCCCCCCUUCUUCCCCAAUAGAGGUGUCUCAGCCAAAUAGAGAAAAUAAAGGCUUUGCUCUGUAGCUCCUGUACAAUUGAGCAAGCCUGGCAAAGCAAGCUGUAAUGCAGAAGGAAGCAAGAGAGAGGGAGCAGGAAGCAGAUGACAGCCAGUUGCUCAGGGGCCUGAUAGGAGCCCUGCAGAGGCCUGAUUCGGCCCCUGAACUGUAUGUUUGACACCCCUGCUCGAAAAUGUGGAAUCUUGCAAGCAAAAAUUCUACUUUGUGAGCUAUUGGUAUUAAAGUUGUGAGCAAGUGACUUGGCUAAUGCAUAAAUUAGUUUGCUCUCAGGCCAUCCUUCCUGAGCUGAGACAAAAAUGUGUGAGCUGGAGUCUAAAAAAACUGUGAGCUAGCUCACACUAACUCAGCUUAGAGGGAACACUGAUUGGCACCUAUGGGAAGCAGGAAGCUGGACUGGAUGGACUUUUGGUCUGAUUCAGCUGCUCUUAUUAUGCUCUCAUGGCUGACUGGCCAAUGCUAGUAAAGAACAUAAGAACUGUUUUUACUGUGUCUAUGAAAGUAUUCCCAUGAACGCUAGAAAAGAACCAUUCUUAUAACAUGUCAUGUGACAAAGCAUCAGAGGAGAUGCAGUCAGAGGAAGGGAGCCGAGAAUGCUCCAUUUCAAGAUGGACUUCCCCACUUUUUUUGAUCCUGCCGGCACCUUUGGGAUUUUGACAGGAUGUGGGUGCAACCACAAAAGGCAAGCUGCAAGAAGCACACACACACACACACAGGGGAAAUCUAAGCACAUGGAAGAAGAGGGAUAUUUUUUUAAAAAAAAUACAUGGAGAAAGAGGAGAGAAAGAGAAUAAAACCAACACUGUGCUGGCAGUGCUGCUGCAACAAUAACAUUUUAAUUUGUCCAGCCAAUCAGAUCUCCAGUGGUCUAGCAGACCCCAGCUCACUUUCUAAAAGCAUUCAGUAGGCACUAGGAAAAGUGGCAGCAUGACACCCACAGACUCCACUUUUGGGGUCCCCUGUAACAGCAGUUGAUGAUGCAUGCCAUACGAUGCCAUCUUCUGGUAGAGACUUAUCGCAGCCAUUCCACUGCCCCUUUGCUCAAUGGUCAUGUGGGUUUCUGCUAUAAGUGAGUGGUCUAAUGCCAUCUUGAGGAGGAAUGUAGGCCCCUGAUUUCAUCAUAUGAUAUCGUGAAAUCUGAUUUCUUUUCCUUUUUGAGUGUUGUAUGGCAAUGGUUCUUCAAACAUCAGGGCAUGUCUCAGUUUCUCAGUGAGGGGUGCUCUGCUGCCUGCAGCCAAGGAUGUUGGUAGCUGGUAUAUUCUACACUAAAAAAAGUUUAAAUUCUGUGCCAUGGUAUUCUGUGCUAAAAACAGUUUUGAAUCUGUGAUCUGCAUAUAUUAUGCAAAUAAAGAAACAUGCAAGUUC